CAUAAGGUGUGCUGGAGUAGUUUCUUCUCCCUCCAGUAGGAGGCGUUGUAUUUGUUAAGAGUGUUAUGUUUAACCUUUACUAGCAUGAGAGUUAGAAAUGCAGCACAUGUUGAAGUAUGCUGACAGCAGAAUCCACUUCUGAUGUGAUCUACAUUCAUCCUUCUUUGUUGUCUUACAGAAAGCAUUGCUUUUUCACUCUGUCGGUAAUUGAAGGAUACGUCAAUAAAAGGACAUCACACCUGUCAAUUGUCGAGGAGUUUAUCUAUCUGCAUAGCUGUGUCUGAAUCAAACAGUGAGGGCAGAAUAGUGAAAAAGCACCUAUCUACACAACAACAAGUGGAUGUUACAUCAGCUUCAGCAUAUUAAACAAUGUCUGAAGAAGGGAGAAAAAGCGCAGCAUCCGUCUGCUCCUAGAAAUCGCAUCACUCCAAGAGCUCUAAAGGUUCAGUUAAAUCAUCUGCCAGUAUAGCCGCUCUCAAUGCUCGAGCUAAAGCUGAAGCAGCUCGUACAAGAGCAGAAUUUGCAAAAAUGGAAAUUGAAAUGAAAGUUAAGAAAGCGGAGCUUAAAGUAGAAGAGGUGCGCCUGGAUGCCACACUACAAGCACUAAAACAGCAGUGUGAUGCAGAAGCCGCACAAGCUGAGGCGUAUGUCUUUGAGAAAGCGGCCACUGAUCUCGAAGAAGAAUCUGCAUUGGGGUCCGCAAAGGUAGAUUCCACAGAACGUACUCGUGACUAUGUAAAACACCAAAUAAUCCUAAAGGCAGAUUCAAGUCCACUUAGCAACAUAGAGCACAAUGAUACUCUAGCAACAACUGUCCCAUACGAGCCACCAAAACAAGAACCAGGCCAGUCUACGGACACAGAGUAUGUCCAUCCACCCCCGGGUGCAAACAAAUGUAAAGAUGUUCCCCAGCUUUCCCAAAGCAUUCCUGUGCGGAAACUUUCAUUUGGAGCAUUACCGACACAUCAAAGUACGGGAUAUACUCCACAAGUUGGCAAUAUGACUGAUAUAGCCAGGUUCCUAGCACGACGUGAUUUGCUCACUGGCGGCCUCAGAAAGUUCAGUGAUAAGCCAGGCGAGUACUGGGGAUGGAAAUCUUCAUUUAACAAUGUAAUUGAUGAUUUGAACCUGUCUGCUAGCGAAGAAUUUGACUUGUUGAUCAAAUGGCUAGGAGCAGAGUCCGUUCAAUAUGCAAAACGUCUGAGAGCAGUGUAUAUUAACAGACCCUCAGAAGGAUUGGGCAAAGUAUGGGAAAGACUGGACGAGUGCUACGGCUCCCCUGAAGCCCUGGAGAAGGCACUACUCGACAGACUUGAGCGUUUUCCGAGAAUCUCGAACAAAGACCCAUACCUCUUGAGAGAACUUCAGGAUCUUCUCCUAGAGAUAGAGGCUGCAAAGGACGAAGGCUAUAUCCCAGGCCUACUGUAUCUUGACACCGCAAGGGGCAUUCAUCCUGUUGUGGAGAAGUUACCCUUUGGUUUGCAAGAAAAGUGGAUGACGUAUGGGUCUAAAUACAAGGAGGAGCAUUCUGUAUCGUUUCCACCAUUCUCAGCAUUUGUCGCCUUCAUUAGCAGGGAAUCAAAAAUGCGCAAUGACCCAAGCUUUAAGCAUUCAGUGCAACCCAGUCUUGUACCCACUAAAAUGAGGUUUCAGGACAAGCAGAGUAAGAGAGAAGCAAUCUCAGUCAUCCGGACCGAAGUGGUCAGUACCGAGCCAAAUCCAACUGCAGGAACAAACAUCCACGACCCAAAUAAAGAAUGCCCAAUCCACAAGAAACCUCACACGCUUAAAAAAUGCAGAGCUUUCAGAGAAAUGCCUUUGGAGGAGCGUAAGGCUUAUUUGAAGAGGAAUCUGAUAUGUUUCCGAUGUUGCGCAUCCACUAAUCAUCAGGCAAAAAUAUGUAAAGCCGAGACCCUUUGUGCAGAAUGUAACUCCAACUCACACAUUACUGCUCUUCAUCCUGGUCCUGCGCCUUGGGCAAACACCACAGAGCCUGCUUCCAACAACGGCGGGGAGUGCAAUAUAGUUUUACCUACGGCCACGUCUACAUGUACGCAAGUCUGUGGGAGUGAAGUUGAAAGUCACUCAUGUAGCAAGAUCAGUCCUGUAUUCAUUUAUCCACAGGGGUUCCCUGAGAAGAAACUCAAAACCUACGCUAUUUUGGAUGACCAAAGCAACAGGUCACUUGCCAGAUCUUCAAUCUUCGAUACGUUUGGCAUUACCAAAGGCUGCUUCCCGUACAAGCUGAGAACCUGUGCAGGCCUUGAGGAAGCUACGGGGAGGAGAGCAUAUAACUUCAUCGUUGAAUCUGUGGAUAGCAAGUCACGCCUAAAGCUCCAAACACUUAUCGAAUGUAACAUGCUGCCGGACAAUCGCAAUGAGAUUCCUAGACCUGAAGCUGCUCGUAACCAUUCUCACCUCCAAGACAUUGCAUCCGACAUUCCAGAUGUUGAUCCUGACGCUAAGAUCCUGCUUCUCAUUGGUAGGGAUGUUAUUCAAGCGCACAAGGUUCUUGACCAACGCAAUGGACCUCCAAAUGCACCCUUUGCUCAGAAGCUAGCUCUGGGAUGGGUGAUUAUUGGAAACAUUUGCUUGGGUGGAGCUCACAAACCUGUACAGGCCAGCGUUUUCAAGACAAACAUUUUGGACAAUGGCCGCCCAAGUCAUUUCCUUCCAUGCAAGAACUUCAUCCAAGUAAAGGAACGCAUCAUCCCACAAAGCCACAACAAGGUCAGUCUCCCAAAUCAUACCAAGUACACGUCCAUCGGAGAAACCGUGUUCCAACAAACAAGUUUGGAUGAUAGACCUGGUUACUCUCAAGAAGAAGUGGCCUUCCUGCAGAUAAUGAAUAUGGAAGUCUAUCAGGACAAUACAAAUAGUUGGGUUGCUCCGCUGCCUUUCGCUCACCUAGGCCACGCCUUUCUAACAACAAGCAGCAAGCUGUCCAGCGCCUAG
Messenger RNA from Cyprinus carpio (common carp), 2955 nucleotides. RefSeq lists its product as uncharacterized. NCBI's taxonomy places the organism in Eukaryota, Metazoa, Chordata, Actinopteri, Cypriniformes, Cyprinidae. The record is from RefSeq and is a predicted model, not a curated record. The transcript is spliced from 2 exons. The coding region runs from base 529 to 2955 and encodes 808 amino acids.